AGUUUCGUUUUCCUCAUGUUUUUCGCGAAGUGAAUCAAUCGAGUAAUAGCGUCUGUCUUAGAUCGAUGAGCUAAUCUCAUCGAUUAAUCUCUUAUUACUUAAAAUAAGAAAACCAAGUAUAUCAGAAAAUUGGUAAUUACAUAACAAAGCAUAAUUAACCAAAACUCCCUACGCUCUCUCCUAGGGUUUGAGGAGCAGGACCUCUUAUGGGGUGGUCGCGGCCUGAAUCUACUCCACUCUUGGAGAUCUCUUUAGGUUUCAGCCUAUGUAUGCUUGCCCUCAUCUCUUUCGGGAGCAAUGGGUUGUUUUUUGAUGGUGGCUGCUCCGAUUUGGGUUGUGUGGCAAGGGUUAGGCGGGUUUGGGCGGCGGUUGAUGGCGGUGGAAUCGGUUGGGGUUUGGGGGAUCCAGUGGAUUGGAUUCCUUGUAACCAUAAUGGUUUCGGCGGUUUGACAAGAACUGAUCCUCUCUUGGCUGGUUUGCUUGCUUCUGGUUAUGAAUCUGCAGGCGGUCUGGCAGCAAGAGAUUAUGCAGGCGGCGGGAGUUGCGGUGGGGUUGGUCGUGGGCUUCGUGGUUUAGUGAUCGGCGCCAACUGUGCAAACGGAUCCGGGUUUGGGACCCGGCUUUUUGGGGCUACGACGACGGUGACUUGGGGGUCGGCGAUGGCUAUAGCAGUAGGGCAGUUUCUUUUACUGAAAGUCACGGGGCCGAGGGUGACGACGCUGGUACCCUGUUCGUCGACAGCAGGUUCCGGAUCUGGGAUCCGGGUGGGCUUGGAAAAUGGAGCCGGAUCUGGGAUCCGGGUAGAAGUUGGGUUUUGGUCUGCGGCCCACUAUCUUUGGUGGGCUUAUUAUGAUUCGCUAGAAUGGAUUGGGGCUCCUGUGCUUUACUGGUAUUGGAUCCAGGACCCAAUUCUAUGGUAUUUGUUCGUGAAAGAUCGUCUGCUAACAUGACCAUGUUCUGACACCCUUAGCCGGCUUCGAUCUUUAGGUGAGAGAGUGCCUUCACUCCGACGCCAAGUUGAUUUUUGUCAAAUUGUGCGUUGGAGUUCGAUGGGUAGUCAAACCACCGACUACUCAAUUCACUACACGACUGCAAUCCGUAGUGUAAAAUCAGCGCUGCGCUUCGUCGCUGCUGCUCUUGCAUUUUUAAUUCUCUGUAUUUCAGAUGCAAUUUUUGCAUCUUUUCCUUUCGCAUCGUUUAUUUUCUUUUUUAUUCUUUUUGGCAUAGUAUCAUUGUAAUAUUUCAAUUUCAAUAAAGGACUGACCUCAUUUUACUCAAAAAAAAAAACAUAAUUAACCAAAGAAUGUGCAACAACAUUGCACUGUAUAACCUAACUACAUAUACAUAUAUUUAUGCCAACAGUACUCUUGUACCUAACAGACAUAUGUAGUAUCUUAAUAUCCUCUUGGAAGAGACUAAUAACCAAGUCAACAUACUCAUGUAUCUUUGAUUUAUUCAUCAGUCCUAGUCAACAAGAUGGUUUCUUUGGCUUUUGCAAUACAUUUGUGUACGCCAUCUUAAAAUUAAAGAACAGAAAUAUCCAUACCACAUCCUUCAGGUUUGUCAUAUAUAAAGUGGUCUCUUUGAUUCUACAAUGGGGGCAGAUAGUUGAAUCCUCCAAGUUCUCUGUAGCUGCAACCAUGAAGAAAAUUGUAAUAAAAGUCAGCAUAAAUCGCCAGAUCUGCAAGACAGAUGUGUUGAAAGCCGUUACCAAGCUUCAAGGAAUAGAUAUUGUAGCCGUAGAUGGUCAGAAGGGAACUUUGACGGUCGUAGGAGAUGUUGAUCCAGUGUUGGUGGUGAGACGACUAAGGAAGGUUGGGAAAGUAGCAGAAAUUGUGAGUGUUGGACCCCCAAAGGCUUCUGAACCUAAGCCUCUUAUAGUCCUUGAUCUCCCUUCAUGCUGUAAUCAAUGUCAGCUUGUUGGAUUCAAAUAUGUUCCUUAUGAGGGUGGAGGGUGCCAUAUUCUUUGAGGUGUUCAUUUA
Rosa rugosa (rugosa rose) is the source of this 1982-nucleotide messenger RNA. Its product is annotated as heavy metal-associated isoprenylated plant protein 43-like. Gene Ontology annotation, molecular function: metal ion binding. NCBI's taxonomy places the organism in Eukaryota, Viridiplantae, Streptophyta, Magnoliopsida, Rosales, Rosaceae. The transcript is spliced from 3 exons. The record is from RefSeq and is a predicted model, not a curated record. The coding region runs from base 1353 to 1970 and encodes 205 amino acids.